UGGGCGAAAACCCGCAGACUUGCUACUCUGCAAAUCUCCCGAUUGCCCGCAAUUUCUUUGCCCUCGCAUUCUCUACUUAAGCAAGUGGGCCUAUGGCUACGCAAAGGACGCCAGCCCUACUUGUGCGGAAGGUGCAGUGCACUUCACCGAAUCGACCAGUUCGAAGGGGGAAGAAUUCCUGUCGAAGUGGUUGCUUGUACCCAAGACCUACACUUCCUCCUCGCUUCAAUAGUAUGCCCAUAGCCCGCCUUAUUACAACUUCUACUAGCCGCUCUCCAUCAAUAGCUCCUGUAGCGUCUGAAAGCCCAGUUUGGCUAUCGAGUAGUAAGGUCGAAAAGUAUGCGCGAAUAGAUAUAAAUCCUGUCACGCUCGAAGAACUCUUGCAGCUGGGGUGAAACGCACGACCUCCUAUCCAGCGCCAGGUUCGCACAUAAUGAGCUACCCAAGAGGAUGGCUCGGCGUGUGAAAGCUCUUCAGAAUUUGCCAUUCAUCGUAGGCGUCAAUCCCUGGAUUAAAAGUGUCUACAAAUGUAUCACGAUUCCCCUAGAGAAACUCCUCUCACUACCUGAGCCGGUCGAUCAAGAAACGCAGCAGAUUUUCACUGAGGAGCUUCGAAAAUUGGUGCAAGCCCAUCAAGAGGUUAUUCCCAAGCUAGCAAAAGGAUUCAAGGAAUGCAUCAAGUACAUGACCAGAGAUAGUGCAACAAAUUUCCUUGACAACAUGAUUCACGCUCGAAUCGGUAUUCGAGUCAUUGCUGAACACCAUCUGUCAUUAUAUACGCCCGCUGCCAAUUACAUCGGAGUGGUCAACACUCGUCUUUCACCAGCCUCACUCGUCACUUCCGUUGCCAAGUACGCUCAAGAACUUUGCGAAUUCAACUAUGGCUCGUCUCCAGAAUUCAACAUAAUCGGGCAUACCGACACUUUGAUGGCUUACAUAGGUGUGCACUUGGAGUAUAUUUUCAUGGAGCUGAUUAAGAAUGCAUUUCGAGCCACUGUGGAGUACUCGCAGAGGACUGGCAGAGCGGAUCAUCCUCCUGUGGAAAUUGCGAUCUGUAAAGGACCGGAAGAUGUCAUUAUCAGGAUUAGAGACCAAGGCGGCGGCAUCUCCAGUAAAGACCUCCCUCAUAUAUGGGAGUACAGUUACACUACUGUGCCCAAAUAUGACGAAGGUGAUGGAAUUUUCAGCACGCAGGCAAGGAUGGAAAUGCAAUCUGGGGUGGGAGGGCCAAUAGCUGGUUUGGGGUUUGGGCUACCGAUGUCUCGUAUCUAUGCCAAGUAUUUUGGCGGUUCGUUAGAGAUACGUUCCAUAAACGGGCACGGAUGCGAUGUUUUUCUUCGUGUACCCAACAUUCUCGGCCUGAGCACCCAUGUUAUCAAAGACUAGAACCACCUUAUGUAUGUUGUAAAUAUGUAUAAUGAAUGAUAUGGUACAGAUCAAUGCUUUAAAUGCGACUUGCUACGCGGUUCAAAGAGGAACAUAAGUUUAGCCGUCAAGAGUCCUGGAUAGCCUGUCUGGUUAUGACGGAGUGACC
Messenger RNA from Spizellomyces punctatus DAOM BR117, 1534 nucleotides. RefSeq lists its product as uncharacterized. The record is from RefSeq and is a predicted model, not a curated record. Gene Ontology annotation, biological process: regulation of glucose metabolic process; protein phosphorylation. Gene Ontology annotation, cellular component: mitochondrion. Lineage: Eukaryota; Fungi; Chytridiomycota; Chytridiomycetes; Spizellomycetales; Spizellomycetaceae. The transcript is spliced from 7 exons. Gene Ontology annotation, molecular function: pyruvate dehydrogenase (acetyl-transferring) kinase activity. Bases 451 to 1386 code for a protein of 311 amino acids.